Molecule: messenger RNA, 1834 nt
Organism: Osmia bicornis bicornis
Lineage: Eukaryota; Metazoa; Arthropoda; Insecta; Hymenoptera; Megachilidae
Product: ribonuclease H2 subunit A
Exons: 3
Coding region: 112-1095 (327 amino acids)
Biological process (GO): DNA replication, removal of RNA primer; mismatch repair
Cellular component (GO): ribonuclease H2 complex
Molecular function (GO): RNA binding; RNA-DNA hybrid ribonuclease activity
Source: RefSeq, a predicted model, not a curated record
AGGUUAUAUUUUGCGACACACGAUAUUACUAACACGGCGUCAUCAACUAUUUCUACCGAGGACACGCGUACACAUGCACACAGGUUAGGUUUCGAGCAGAAACGCGCGAUCAUGGAUAACGAGAAAGAGACAAAAUCAGAGGAAAAUUGUUCCAGUCCGGAGGAGGAUGUUUUUAUUACUUGUAGAGGAGACUUAACCUCGUAUUUUGAAGAUUGGGAUCAUAGUAUAAAUAAAAUUUACUUGUCAAAGGUACCACAAAUCUGCAAAGAUGAGCCGUGUCAGCUUGGCAUUGAUGAGGCUGGCCGUGGACCAGUCCUGGGUCCUAUGCUUUAUGGAAUUUCCUAUGCGCCUCUGUCAAUGAAACAGCUUCUCGUAGACUUGGGCUGUGCAGAUUCAAAAAGUUUGACAGAGGAGAAGAGAGAUGUAAUUUUUGAUAAAAUUUGUGAAAAGCGUGACAAAAUGGGUUGGGCUGUAGAAGCUAUAUCGCCUAAUUUUAUUGCAAACAGCAUGUAUCAUCGCAGUAAAACUUCUUUGAACGAGGUGUCUAUGACUUCCGCCAUUGAAUUAACCAAAAAGAUAAUAGAGGCUGGCGCAUGGAUCUCAGAGGUGUAUGUAGAUACAGUGGGCAGGCCUGAGAAGUACCAGGCUAAGCUGGAACAGAUCUUUCCGGGUAUUAAAAUAACUGUAGCAAAGAAAGCUGAUUCCACGUAUCCAAUUGUCAGCGCAGCUAGUAUCUGUGCCAAGGUUUCUCGUGAUCAUGCGAUACGAGCAUGGCAAUUUCUGGAAGGAUCCAUUGCAAAGGAGUAUGGAAGCGGGUAUCCGAAUGAUCCAGACACAAAGAAUUGGCUGAUACAAAACGUAGACCCAGUGUUUGGCUUCCCACAACUUGUCAGAUUCAGUUGGUCUACCGCUGAGAAAAUCCUGGAAGAGAAAGCCCUGUCUGUGGAAUGGGAAGAGGUGGACGACGGUGGGAAUGCUGGAGAGCAGAAAAUCUCAAAUUUCUUUUUCAGAUCACCUCCCAAGUCUUGCCAGUCGAAGAGGAAGCGGCACAAGUUUUUCGCUGAUAGAUGUCUCUUCAAUACUACUACUUUGUGAUCUUUUCAACUUACAAUACAAUGAUUUAUAGCGAUAUUUGGAAUGGAAACUCGCCUCUAUAUUGCUUCACUAUGAAACAGUAAUCUCUUCAGGAGAAUAUACUACGCAUUUGUUUUGCCGACCGUCGACGUUGAACGCCGCUUUAUUAUCAGAACGUUAAGUUAAAGAUAAAAGUUGGUUUGAUUUAUGUACAUAUGUACAGAGUGCUCUUACAUUAAUACCAUGGGCAAAGAAUGGCAAAUACAUCAUGAUGGAUGCAUUUACACACUCUCCAAUGGCGUUCCGCUUGUAAUUAACGAUUAGGAAUGUUACUGGCGCGAAAUGUUCAAAUGUUCUUUGGUGAAACACGCUCUACACUCACGCUCGCAUUUAACUCUACGAUAACAUAUCUUUGCGAUUGAUUAAUAGCGACUAGAUUUGAUAAAAGCUACGACGAAAGAGAACAUACUCUCACCGGGGUUGAAUCUUAUUCUCCCACGAUUGGACGAUAGAAACACUCGUGUACAGUUAGAUAUAAAUGUGCUCGACACGCACUUGCUUUCAUCCUUGGACAUGCAUUCGAGUGAUUAAUAUUUUUCUUCACACGUACUGGAAAUUUUCUUAAGACGAAUGAGAGAAAGAAAAGGAGUUUUCCUAACACCGAGGUUGGCGUACCUGUGGAUACUUCUUCAACACAGAUUUUAUAUAAAGUACGGUUGUUUGUUUUGUUAAAACUUUGAAUAAAAAACUUUGAAUAUAA